AUGGCCUCCGGCCUCGCGGCUUCAGGUAGGAUCAAGAGCUUCAUGUCGAGUUCGGCGGUCUUUGUGGAAGGCGUAGCGGAGCCGGCCGAUGUGCUGAGCAUAAUAGCUGCAGUUUUGAGGAGGAUGGACACGACAUUGGCUUGGGCCUGCAGUAUUGUGGCACCUCGUCCGAAGCAGCGGAUGUGCCUUGCCAGGCCCCGGCUCAGGCUGGCCAGGCGGGACUCGAAAUGCUGGCCGAAGGGGCUGCUGGUGGAAGCGUCAGGCAAUAUCGAUAUAUCAAGGCCCCGUCCAAGCCAGGCGCGACGGAGCGGCCCCGGCGAUGGAGACUGCACCUAG
This is a messenger RNA of Mytilinidion resinicola, 336 nucleotides long. RefSeq lists its product as uncharacterized. The transcript has a single exon. The record is from RefSeq and is a predicted model, not a curated record. NCBI's taxonomy places the organism in Eukaryota, Fungi, Ascomycota, Dothideomycetes, Mytilinidiales, Mytilinidiaceae. Bases 1 to 336 code for a protein of 111 amino acids.